Molecule: messenger RNA, 1008 nt
Organism: Populus nigra (black poplar)
Lineage: Eukaryota; Viridiplantae; Streptophyta; Magnoliopsida; Malpighiales; Salicaceae
Product: adenine phosphoribosyltransferase 3
Exons: 6
Coding region: 218-766 (182 amino acids)
Biological process (GO): adenine salvage
Cellular component (GO): cytosol; cytoplasm
Molecular function (GO): adenine phosphoribosyltransferase activity
Source: RefSeq, a predicted model, not a curated record
UGCCUCUCUCUCUCUCUCUCUCACACACACACCUUUUAUUAUCUCUGUUCUGUUUUUUUCUUUUUUUUCUUACCAUGAAAAACGGCUAGAGGAGCUAAAGAGAGACACUGAGGCAGACACACACAGGCUUUCUUUCUUUCCUUGUUGUAAUAGAAUUACUAUUUUUUAAGACACAUCAAAGUUGUUAAAAAUACCACCACCGCUACUCUACAUUGCAAUGUCGGCUUACAGAGAUGAAGAUCCUCGUAUUCAUGACAUCAAAACUAGGAUUCGUGUUGUUCCCAAUUUUCCAAAACCAGGUAUCAUGUUUCAAGAUAUCACCACCCUAUUACUGAAUCCUAAAGCAUUCAAGGACACAAUUGAUUUGUUUGUUGAGAGAUACAAAGGCAAAAACAUUUCAGUUGUUGCAGGAAUAGAGGCUCGGGGAUUUAUAUUCGGACCUCCCAUUGCUUUGGCAAUUGGAGCGAAGUUUGUUCCUCUGAGAAAACCAAGGAAAUUGCCUGGCGAAGUUAUUUCAGAAAAGUAUAUUCUAGAAUACGGAAGAGAUUGUCUUGAGAUGCAUGUUGGAGCAGUCAAAUCGGGUGAACGUGCUUUGGUGGUUGAUGAUUUGAUUGCCACUGGUGGCACUCUGUGUGCUGCCAUGAAUUUACUCGAACGAGCUGGAGCAGAAGUGGUUGAAUGUGCAUGUGUAAUUGAAUUACCAGAUUUGAAGGGUCGGGAGCGAUUGAAUGGCAAGCCAUUGUAUGUACUCGUGGAGUCCCAUUAAUCAUGGCAGAUGAUACAAUUCUCCUGUGAUGAUGCAGAAUUAUAAAUGUACAUUAGAGGAAUAUCAUUUGUUAUUUUUCAGCUGGAAUUCGCCUUUCGUUUAGCCCAAUUGUUUUGACUAUUAGUGAGUUUUUGAUAAAUCAUGGUGGUUGAGACCCUUGCCAUGUAAUGCAGAAACAUCGAAUUUAUGUAAAGGGCUUGAUUUUAAGGAAAUGAUUGUAGGAAUUUCUCCUUAUUUUUCUA